UUGCCUAUUUGACAAUUAAAGACAGAUUGCCACAGAUCUUGACCAAAGCUAUAGAUUCCCUGCAUAGACACAAAAACGAAUUUUUUGAGAAACAUGGAGAGAAGGGUAUGGAAGCUGAAAAGAAAGCUAUUUCUCUUCUUUCUAAAUUACGAAAUGAAUUGCAAACAGAUAAACCAAUUAUUCCUUUGGUUGAAAAGUUUGUUGAUACUGACACAUGGAAUCAGUAUCUAGAAUAUCAAGAAAAUCUUUUAACUGAAAGUGACGAAAAGCCAAGGUGGUUUUAUUCACCAUGGUUGUUUGUAGAAUGCUACAUGUAUCGGAGAAUCCAUGAAGCCAUUAUCCAGAGUCCGCCAAUCGACCACUUUGACGUAUUCAAGGAAUCGAAAGAGCAGAGCUUCUAUGAGUCACAAGAAUCUGUUAUUAGUUUGUGCACUUACCUGCGAGAGUUGAUGAGCACUCUUAACUACCUCGAAGAGGAGCAGCUGAAGGAGGAGCUUUUUAAAUUUCUGCAGAUUUCAUUGUGGGGAAACAAGUGUGAUCUCUCUCUGUCAGGUGGAGAAACAAGUUCUCAGAAGACCAACAUAAUGGAUUCUUUGGAAGACCUCAAACCUUUCAUUUUAGUGAAUGACAUGGAGCAUCUUUGGUCCUUGCUUAACAAGUACAAGAAAGCAGAACAGGCUUCUGUUCGUGUGGCGAUCGUUCUGGAUAAUUCUGGGUUUGAACUUGUGACAGAUUUAGUUUUAGCUGACUUCUUGUUAACCUCUGAACUGGCCACUGAGAUCUAUUUUUAUGGGAAAAUGAUUCCCUGGUUUGUGUCCGAUACCACCAUCCACGAUUUUAAAUGGCUCAUUGAACAGGCAAAGCAGUCGAACCAUAAGUGGACAUCCAGGUGUGGGAAUGACUGGGGGAAGUACAUGGAAACAGGCCGCUGGGUGUAUCGUGACCACGUCUUCUGGACGCUCCCUCACGAAUUCUGUGCCAUGGCUCACGUUGCUCCCGAUUUAUAUGCUGAACUGCAGAGGGCCCAGUUAGUCCUGUUGAAGGGCGACUUGAAUUACAGAAAGUUGACAGGGGACCGGAAAUGGGAGUUUACCAUUCCGUUUCAUCAGGCUCUGAGCGGCUUCCACCCGGCCCCUCUCUGCAGCAUCCGAACUUUGAAAGCUGAAAUUCAGGUGGGCCUGCAGCCAGGCCAAGGCGAGCAGCUGGCUGCCUCGGAGCCCACCUGGCUGACUACAGGGAAAUACGGCAUCUUUCAGUUUGAUGGGCCGCUUUUAGGUGGCUCACUUAGGAACUCCUGAAAUGCAGAGCAAGGUCUGACCAACCCUUUGCCUCUGGAAGGCUGUGCCUCUUCUCUGGGGGUCAUUGGUCCUUUUCUGCCCAGUCUUCUCUGAGGCACUUUGUUCCUGCCUCCUUUGGGGGAGAAAAUGGAGGAAACUCGUUACAGAUUUUUACAUUGUUAUAGUUGGGAUUUUAGUAACUUAUUUCAUAGUUUCAAGGAGUUUGGAUGGAGAUUUUUUUUUUUAA
Messenger RNA from Suncus etruscus (white-toothed pygmy shrew), 1524 nucleotides. It is a transcript of the gene DCPH1, whose product is annotated as acidic residue methyltransferase 1. Gene Ontology annotation, molecular function: phosphatase activity. The record is from RefSeq and is a predicted model, not a curated record. The transcript is spliced from 4 exons. NCBI's taxonomy places the organism in Eukaryota, Metazoa, Chordata, Mammalia, Eulipotyphla, Soricidae. Gene Ontology annotation, biological process: DNA damage response. Bases 108 to 1298 code for a protein of 396 amino acids. Gene Ontology annotation, cellular component: nucleus; cytoplasm.